Messenger RNA from Pectinophora gossypiella (pink bollworm), 1911 nucleotides. RefSeq lists its product as uncharacterized. Lineage: Eukaryota; Metazoa; Arthropoda; Insecta; Lepidoptera; Gelechiidae. Gene Ontology annotation, cellular component: chitin-based extracellular matrix. Bases 100 to 1158 code for a protein of 352 amino acids. Gene Ontology annotation, molecular function: structural constituent of chitin-based larval cuticle. The transcript is spliced from 3 exons. The record is from RefSeq and is a predicted model, not a curated record.
AUGAAUCCAAUUCGGCGGUAUUUUAGUCAUCACCAUUACGAUACGAAUCGUAGGCGUGAUUUGUUGUUUACAGAAUUAAAAUAUUCCUAGAUUUAAAUAAUGUUUUCAUUUAAGGCGUUACUGUCAAUUUCAAUAUUAGUAUUAUUAGUGUUCAAUUUAAUAAAUUGUGAUGAAGAAGAAUCUCAGAGAAGAAAUAAAUUCAGAUAUAAGUACAACCAUCCUCCAGCAGCAGAAAAUGCUGAACCUAUUCCUGUAUCCAUAGUGUACGAUAAGGUAGUAGACAGAUCAUCUCGUCAAUACAAAUUACCUAAAGAGACAACGACUACUACACCGGAACUUAAAAGACCAGUAGCUACUACAAAAGAGACACAAACGGAACCUCCUAAAGAAGAACCAACAACAAAAACAGAGGAUACAGAAGAUAUUGCUGUGAAAACUGUAAGUAAAAUCAAACAAGUAGAUCCUAAAAAUAUUGAACAAGAACAACAAAUACCUGUUGCGGUAGUUUAUGAUGAGGAGCAACCAGUGUUAAAUAGUAACAGAGCAAAAUCCGGAGAACGCAGUAGAGCGCGCAAGCAACGCAGAAGACUGUCAAAACCAACUAUUGAUCCAGUGAAGGCAAUUGAGCCCGUUGAAAAUAAAGAUGUCAAAGCCAAAAUUUUACCAAAGCCUGAAAUUGCACCAGUAAAGGAAACUGCCAAAGUGUCUACAACGUCUAAGCCAAGGCAAGCAACAACUAAAAAGACACAAGAUGAAACCUCAAAAACAGUUACGGAAUCUACGCAAAAAAUAAAAAGAAUUCGCGAACGGGAUCCUGUUGUUCCUAUAGUUGAAUCAGAAAAUCGAGUUUAUUCUCAUACUGGGCAAUUUGUUUACAGCUACGAAAGCGGCGACGGCACCAAAGCUUAUAGUACUGGUGAACUGAAAACCGUUGAUAAAGAUAUGGCAGGUGAAGCUGUCGCAGGGGGCUUUUCGUAUAAAGAUAAAGACGGAACGGAUAUCAGUUUGUCGUACACAGCAGAUGAGAAUGGGUAUCGUCCAGUGGGAUCACAUCUGCCAACUCCACCGCCCAUCCCAGCAGCCAUCGCUCGAGCACUCAAAUACCUCGCCACUAAACCUACCCUUGAACCUGUCACAAAAGCCACAGACUCCAACUAAGGAAAGACUCGAACGAUUAAUUUUACAUAAGUACAUGUAACUCACUCUAGCGAGUCUCUUGGGGUACGUAGAGUUAUCUGAAAACAUUUUUGCAACCACUUCUUUACAUCAAGUAGAUACAAUGAACUGAACAUGAAGUGCCAUUAAUUUGGCAUUAUUCAUUUUAAGUAGGUACAAAAUCAUAUUAUUACAGCUUAAACGAAAUUAUAAAGAAAUAUACGUAUUUACGGAUGAAAAUGAAUGCAACUUUAAUUGUUUUACACGUUCAGUUGUACUUAUUAACUUGAGUACUAGGCUGUUAAGCUUUAUUUCUAAGUCAUGCUAAACGGUCGGCAAAGUUGUUUCCUCAGAUACAUGAUGAGGUUGUCUGUCCUUGUCUAUUCUAUUGUUGUGUGCAUUGUCUGUGCGUCUGUCUUCUUCUGUAUCCAGUCGGGUGGGUGCAGUACAUCAUUAGUGGUAUUCUCAUCAGUGACCUUGUGGCGACGCUCACUUGGUAAACAGGUUGUUCGAGGAAUGUCGGUUCAGCUAAGUACCUAUACGUGGAACCACUUUUGCUUUCUGUUGCUUAAAUCUUCAUUUUCAUAGAAACGUGUGUGAGAAUAUCAUGUCCGUAUUUAGGUCGCAAGUCUGAUUUGCUGGAAACAAAUACAUGACAUGAGGAUAUAUCUAUACACCUUAUCGUUUAAGAUAGUUUACUUUAUUACGUUAUAAUAUAUUUGUUUAUUUGUUACCUCUUUAUUGCUUCAAAGUACA